AUGAUCCUUCUUCCUUCUACAACCUUAUUAAGAAAUCUACUACCAGCAGGGUUUUCAUUAAAUUUAGGCUACAUUCAUCAAGAAGAAUUACAAACAGCAGAAACAUUUGGUGGUUGCAAAGAUGGUGAGCUCAAAGAACCACAAGAAAGGCACCUGCUGGAAAAUCCCUUCCAAACACCACCAAUACCUCUGCAAAAAGGCUACACAAUCUACCAAGAAUGGCUAGGCAUGCUCCUACUAUUGCUAAUCACCAUCAUCCUGCUGCCAAAACUACUAGCACAGCUAGGAAUGUCAAAAGACCUCACUGCUACAAGUCUAGAAUCCUCUGCUCUGGGUACCCUCCAAGAGGUAGCAGAAGCAACUCUGGUAAAGGAAUUUAAGAUGACCAAUCUAAUGGCUAUUCAUGCAAAGAGGGUUACUAUUUAG
Messenger RNA from Xylona heveae TC161, 426 nucleotides. RefSeq lists its product as hypothetical. Bases 1 to 426 code for a protein of 141 amino acids. The record is from RefSeq and is a predicted model, not a curated record. The transcript has 6 exons. Gene Ontology annotation, cellular component: nucleosome. Gene Ontology annotation, molecular function: structural constituent of chromatin; DNA binding; protein heterodimerization activity. NCBI's taxonomy places the organism in Eukaryota, Fungi, Ascomycota, Xylonomycetes, Xylonales, Xylonaceae.